AUGGCCGAGUCGAGUACAGCGUCAAGCUCUUCGGUUCCCAGGAAGUCAAGGAGCCCAAAGGUGCAAACGUUUUCAAUAGCAACACAAGCCGCAAAACUACAAAAAGUCGACAUUCAAAUCAAUGUGGAAGGGGUCACGAUAGUUGACACUAAAACGAAAGCAAUCCUGCAUCGUUAUCCUCUCCAGAAGAUAUCCUUUUGUGCUGAUGACAAGCAGGACAAACGUAUUUUCUCAUUCAUCGCGAAAUCUCAAUCUGAUCCCGAAAAGCAUGAGUGCUAUGUGUUUCUUAGUGAUAAGAUGGCCGAACAAAUCACACUGACUGUUGGAGAAGCGUUCGAUUUGGCAUAUAAGGUUAGUGAACUUCAUUUGACCUCCUUAUUUUUUGCGUUAUUCUGGAUUCCUUUUCUCUUUUGCGGAGUAUCAUGA
Messenger RNA from Cooperia oncophora, 426 nucleotides. The record is from the annotation of a GenBank genome assembly. Lineage: Eukaryota; Metazoa; Nematoda; Chromadorea; Rhabditida; Trichostrongylidae.